This is a messenger RNA of Sinocyclocheilus grahami, 727 nucleotides long. RefSeq names its product protein RMD5 homolog B-like. The transcript has 4 exons. Gene Ontology annotation, cellular component: GID complex; nucleus; cytoplasm. The annotation marks the transcript as partial. NCBI's taxonomy places the organism in Eukaryota, Metazoa, Chordata, Actinopteri, Cypriniformes, Cyprinidae. Gene Ontology annotation, molecular function: ubiquitin protein ligase activity. The record is from RefSeq and is a predicted model, not a curated record. Gene Ontology annotation, biological process: proteasome-mediated ubiquitin-dependent protein catabolic process.
AGGUGGGCGGUGGCAAACCGACAGCGGCUGCUGGAUCUGAACAGCACCCUUGAGUUCAAGCUUCACAGACUGUAUUUCAUCAGCCUGCUCAACGGGGGCAUCAGCAAACAGCAGGAAGCUUUACAGUACGCACGGCAUUUCCAACCGUUUGCCUCACAGCAUCAGAGAGAUAUUCAGAUCUUAAUGGGUAGUCUAGUGUACCUCCGCCAUGGGAUCGAGAACUCUCCGUACCGCAGUCUGCUGGAGACGGAUCAGUGGGCAGAGAUCUGUAACAUCUUCACACGAGAUGCUUGCGCCCUACUUGGACUCUCUGUGGAGUCCCCACUCAGUGUCAGUUUUGCAUCCGGCUGUAUGGCACUGCCUGUGCUCAUGAACAUCAAACAGGUUAUUGAACAGAGACAGUGCAGUGGUGUUUGGACACAUAAGGAUGAGCUGCCAAUUGAAAUAGAUUUGGGGAAGAAGUGCUGGUAUCACUCUGUGUUUGCCUGUCCUAUCCUGAGGCAGCAGACAUCAGAGAGCAAUCCACCUAUGAAGCUCAUCUGUGGGCAUGUCAUAUCCAGAGACGCGCUUAACAAACUCACCAAUGCUGGAAAGUAAGACUCUGAUAUAUGCAUCACAUUCUACAUUACAUUUAAAGUUUCAUCAAACAGACCCCGGACCUAAUGGUUAUUUAACAAGGGUUAGAGUGCGGUCUGCAGUUUUUGCUACCAGCAGUAGCACUAGUAGC